AUGCACUGGCGGCAGGCAGGCAGAGAUGGAGAAGUAAAAGCCGGAGGCACGCAGGGGGUUGGAGACAAGGCCAUGGAGGCAGGCACCGCAGGGGUGGAACUGGCAGGCACGCAGGCAGGCAAGACCGGCAGGCAGGGAUGGAGACAGGCUAAACGUCGCAUGGAGGCAGGCGGCAGAGAUGGAGACGAAAGCUGGCAGCACGCAGGGAGGAGACGGCAUGGAGGCAGGCACGCAGGUGUGCGACAGGCAGGCAAACGCCAGGCAGCAACAGGCGGCAGGGAUGAUACAGGCAACAGGCAGGCCAUGGAGGCGGCGGCAGAGAUGGAGAAUGCAUUGGAGGCCGGCACGCAGGGGUGGGACAGGCAUGGAGGUCAGGCACGCAGGGGUGGAGACAGGCGGCACGCAGGCAGGCAGACAGGCAGACGGGAUUUGAGACAACAAACAGGCCCGCAUGGGGCAGGCAGGAAGGGAUGGAGGCGGCAGGCAGGCAGCAUGGGUCGGCAGACAGGGAUGGAUGGCGCCAGCGGCGGCAUGAGGCAGCCGAGGCUGUGA
Messenger RNA from Penaeus monodon (black tiger shrimp), 552 nucleotides. RefSeq lists its product as uncharacterized. Lineage: Eukaryota; Metazoa; Arthropoda; Malacostraca; Decapoda; Penaeidae. The record is from RefSeq and is a predicted model, not a curated record. The coding region runs from base 1 to 552 and encodes 183 amino acids. The transcript has a single exon.